ACGAGUACUUGACAAUUGACAGUGACAAUGAUCUCAUGGAGAGAAGACAACCUGCGACGCGAUAGGUCAGUUUACAAAGCGGAAUUUUUAAACUUUCGAUAAUAACGAUUCCCAAUUUUUGCGAAAAAUUCUCUUUUUUUGGUAUAAAAAUUCCCGAAGAAAGAAAAAUUCCCUCAUAUUGGCAACACUGCUCGUCCAACUACCUUGAAAAAUCACGCGCCCCAAUAAAAACAAUCUCAAACCCACCAAUCACAACCGUACAUUCGCGCAAGCGCAAACGUCAAUCUCCUCACCAUUCAAUUUUCAAAGUGAAAAACGGUUGACUCGCACAGAUAACUAGUGCACAAAAAAGUAACGCAGACCACAGAUGCCCCAACUUCUUAAAAACCCACAAAAAUGACCGAAGAAUUCAACUACAACGCCAACCAAUACGUCGAUUUUAACCAAGCGGACGACGUCCACGACGACUCCUUUUUCGAGAACAACACCGAGGAAAAUGGCCCCCAUUACAAGCAACGCACCCAAACCGUGUACGAAGACGUCGUUGAAAGCUGCGACCCCCAGGAACUUUCAGACACCGAAAGCGACUGCUUUUUCUCACCGAUGGACACAGGCCCCUCCAACUCCACAGUGUACCUUAAGAGCAAGCUGCGAAGGUCGCUGAGUAUGGGUAACUUGCCCACGAAGAGCCCCCCAAAGCACAAAGCGGAGCUGAGUGAGGAUUUGAACGGGUUGCACCUGCAUGGGGUACAGGAAAGGCCGAGUUCCGCGAACGCGUUUCAUCCAAAGGGGAAAGCCCCGUCGCAAGAGUGCAUUAAUCGGCUAGCGCAGCCUAAGCGGUUCACGUCGCACGAAAACUUAACUCUAGCAGAGGCUGUGAUCAAGUUCCAAGCAGGGACUCCCAAGAGGUUUCGUUCUAAACCCUCGCCAAAAAUCAACAAAGGGCUGCCAAUGCCGUGGGGGGGCACUCAAGCUCAUUCUCCCAAACUGAAGACUACAGCAAGGUCUCGACCCGUUGUAGCGGUAUCAAAGGAUGAGCAAGAAAGACUGGAGAUGGAGGAGGCCAAAAAGUUCAAAAUUAAAGCCCUCCCUGUUAGCAAGAAGGUACUCCGAGGUCCGCUGAAGCCCCAACUCGAUAAAAAACCCCCCACCAAUCCCGAGCCCUUCCAUUUAACGGAAAUAAAGAAAAAAACGGUCCCCGUCCAAGAACUCAAAAUCCCACCCUUCAAGGCUCAACCCCUACCCAAAAGCUUGCACCAGCCGCACAAAAUCCACCCCAAUCAACAACCGCCCACCAAAGGACAGACCCCCAGUUUCGUCAAACGCAUGUCCAGAAGUACCCCAAAUAAGGUCGACCAAUCGACACGAAAAAAUGGGACCCCGCCGCCCUUCAGACCCUCACGCACCCAACCCAAACCCUUCAGUUUCGAAAAGAGGGACCAGGCGCUGUUCAGGAAGAAAGAGGAGCAGAUCAACAAGAUUUUGGAAGAGGAGAAGAAGGCCCGCGAAUUCCAUGCCAAGCCGCCGCCGAAGGCCAUCCUACGUUCCAGGAACGCUAGUCAAGAGCGCAUGAGUGAAGCGGGGUCGGUUAAGUCAUUUAGAAGCACUGAAGACCUGGAUACGACGGUGUUCAAAGCUAGACCUGCGUCGGUGCUGAUGAUGAAGCCGUUCGAGCCCAAGAGGGACGAAACUCAUGCUGUUAGAGUGGAGGCGUUCCAGUUUUCGACGGACCAGAGACUGGAAGCCAGGCACAAGUUUGAAGAGAGACUUAAGGAGAAGGAGGCGCUCAUGGAAGCGCAGAAGAAGCAGAAGGAUGACAUGUUGAAGAGAUUGGCUGAGGAGGAGGUGGCCAAGCUUAGGAAACAGAUGGAGUAUAAAGCGCAACCCAUUAAGAAGUACAAGGAGUUGAAAAUUGAACACAACAUUAAAGUCACGGAGCCGAUUAGUCCGAAGUUUCAUACUGACAGGAUUAGAAAUAAGGAAAAUAUUCAGUAGAGAAGCUUUUUUAUUAUAAUUACUUGGAUCUACAAUUUUAUGUGUUUUAAGAAUUUUUGAUAUUGUCAUAUUACAUAUUAUUUCUAA
Molecule: messenger RNA, 2082 nt
Organism: Zophobas morio
Lineage: Eukaryota; Metazoa; Arthropoda; Insecta; Coleoptera; Tenebrionidae
Product: targeting protein for Xklp2 homolog
Exons: 7
Coding region: 397-1995 (532 amino acids)
Biological process (GO): regulation of mitotic spindle organization; activation of protein kinase activity
Cellular component (GO): microtubule; spindle
Source: RefSeq, a predicted model, not a curated record